Molecule: messenger RNA, 1267 nt
Organism: Malaya genurostris
Lineage: Eukaryota; Metazoa; Arthropoda; Insecta; Diptera; Culicidae
Gene: U2A
Product: probable U2 small nuclear ribonucleoprotein A'
Exons: 3
Coding region: 139-885 (248 amino acids)
Biological process (GO): mRNA splicing, via spliceosome; post-translational protein targeting to membrane, translocation
Cellular component (GO): Sec62/Sec63 complex; U2 snRNP
Molecular function (GO): protein binding; U2 snRNA binding
Source: RefSeq, a predicted model, not a curated record
UUCAAUUUCAACGCUCUCAUCAGAAGCCGGACCGGAGUCUAAUGUUGUAAAAAGUUUCGCGUUAAAUAAACGCUUUUUGUGAUUUAAAUCUAGUUUCAGUUUUUUUUUCAUAAUUUACUAUUAAAAUAGCGUAUCGAAAUGGUCAAGUUAACUCCCGAUUUGAUAAACCAAUCGAUGCAGUACAUGAAUCCAUGUAGAGAUCGUGAAUUGGAUCUGAGAGGUUACAAAAUUCCACAAAUUGAAAACAUGGGCGCAACCUUGGACCAAUUUGAUACGUUUGAUUUCUCCGAUAAUGAUAUACGGAAACUAGAUGGCUUCCCGCAUUUACCUCGACUGAAAUGCUUGCUAAUGAAUAACAAUCGAAUAGUGAGAGUGAGUGACACUCUUCACGAAUCGCUACCUAAUCUAGAAAGUGUGAUUCUGACUGGUAAUAACGUACAAGAGUUGGGUGAUCUGGAACCACUUACAAAACUUCCAAAAUUGCAAACCCUUUCGUUAUUAACAAACCCAGUAUCAACGAAGCAACACUAUCGAGAAUACGUAGCAUUCCGAUUUCCAAAUCUGCGUCUGUUGGAUUUCAGAAAAAUCAAAGCGAAAGAUCGAGAAGCUGCCAAAGAAUUGUUUAAGAGCAAAAAAGGCAAAGAACUGCACCGAGAAAUUAUGCGUAAAGCCAAAUUGGCAAUGCCGGUUCCGGAUAAACCAAUGGUGCACAACGCUACCGCCGCGGAUAUUCAACGCAUUAGAGAAGCCAUCAAACGGGCAACCAAUCUCCAUGAGGUUGAGCGACUUACCAGAAUACUACAAUCUGGACAGAUAAGCGGCGAUUUAAUGUUCAAUGGUAAAUUCGAAAUGCAAUUGGCGCUUCAGGCGCCUAAAUGUGUAUGACAUCUUUUCAGGCAACCAGUGGGAAGACAGGUGAAAACGGUGGCGAUUCCAAAUGUUGAGUUUUGCAUGUACCUGCCAAUAACCAGUACAUAUUUAAUAUUUUCUUACAGAUGAUGAGGGAAGAUGACUAAGCAAAUCCAUAGUUCUUCAAACAUUAACUAUUUUGUAGAAGUGGUACGUGUUUACUAAAUUUCAUCUUUCGUCUGUUUGUUUCAGGUAACGGCAAUAUGGAAACCGAUUAACUUUACGAUGCUCGCCAUUUUGCAGUUGAGGCAUAUAAGGUUUCAUCAAUAAGAACAGAUACUAACAAAAAAAAACCAAAAUGCCUAUGAGCAGGUCGAGAAAGUUGAUGUGUAUUGAAAAUAAAUCAUUCGAAAGUUUA